This is a messenger RNA of Gaeumannomyces tritici R3-111a-1, 180 nucleotides long. RefSeq lists its product as hypothetical. The coding region runs from base 1 to 180 and encodes 59 amino acids. The record is from RefSeq and is a predicted model, not a curated record. NCBI's taxonomy places the organism in Eukaryota, Fungi, Ascomycota, Sordariomycetes, Magnaporthales, Magnaporthaceae. The transcript is spliced from 2 exons.
AUGGAUCCCAGCGCACUAUACGAUGCCGCCUCGCUAGCACCAGACGCCAUCGACCCAAUCUGCGGAGCCGAGGAAGGUAACUCUCGCCGUAAAAUCGUGGAGACUUUCCCUCUGUCCUUCGGACCUUUCCGUGGCUGCCCGGCUACCAAGGUAACGGACAAGGGAAUUUGGGUCGCCUGA